Messenger RNA from Equus caballus (horse), 5056 nucleotides. It is a transcript of the gene PTGER3, whose product is annotated as prostaglandin E receptor 3. NCBI's taxonomy places the organism in Eukaryota, Metazoa, Chordata, Mammalia, Perissodactyla, Equidae. Gene Ontology annotation, biological process: intestine smooth muscle contraction; adenylate cyclase-activating G protein-coupled receptor signaling pathway; positive regulation of cytosolic calcium ion concentration. Gene Ontology annotation, molecular function: prostaglandin E receptor activity. Gene Ontology annotation, cellular component: plasma membrane. The record is from RefSeq and is a predicted model, not a curated record.
GCAGCCCAGCCCCAGCCGCAGCCCCAGCCCGGGUCGCCACCGACCUGCGCCGCCGCCCGCGCCCCGUCUGCCAGCUCCCGCUGCUGCUCCCCGGGCGCCGUCCCCUCCUCACCUGGAAGCCAACAUGAAGGAGACCCGGGGCCACGGGAGCGCCCCUUUCUGCACCCAUCUCAACCACUCCUACCCGGGCAUGUGGGCGCCCGAGGGCUCCGCCGAGGCGCAGGACAACCUCACGCGCCCCCCGGGGCCCGGAGAGGAUUGCAGCUCCGUGUCCGUCGUCUUCCCCAUCACCAUGAUGAUCACCGGCUUCGUGGGCAACGCACUGGCCAUGCUGCUCGUGUCGCGGAGCUACCGGCGCCGGGAGAGCAAGCGCAAAAAGUCGUUCCUGCUGUGCAUCGGCUGGCUCGCGCUCACCGACCUGGUCGGGCAGCUGCUCACCAGCCCAGUGGUCAUCGUCGUGUACCUGUCCCAGCAGCGCUGGGAGCACCUCGACCCGUCGGGGAGGCUGUGCACCUUCUUCGGGCUGACCAUGACUGUCUUUGGGCUCUCCUCGCUCUUCAUCGCCAGCGCCAUGGCCGUCGAGCGGGCGCUGGCCAUCCGGGCGCCGCACUGGUACGCGAGCCACAUGAAGACGCGCGCCACCCGCGCCGUGCUGCUCGGCGUGUGGCUGGCCGUGCUCGCCUUCGCCCUGCUGCCCGUGCUGGGCGUGGGUCAGUACACCGUCCAGUGGCCCGGGACGUGGUGCUUCAUUAGCACUGGGGGCGGGGGCAACGGGACUAGUUAUCCACACAACUGGGGCAACCUUUUCUUUGCCUCCACCUUUGCCUUCCUGGGGCUUUCGGCGCUGGCGGUCACCUUCGCCUGCAACCUGGCCACCAUUAAGGCCCUGGUGUCCCGCUGCAGAGCCAAGGCCACGGCGUCGCAAUCCAGCGCCCAGUGGGGCCGGAUCACGACCGAGACGGCCAUCCAGCUCAUGGGGAUCAUGUGCGUGCUGUCUGUCUGCUGGUCGCCACUGCUGAUUAUGAUGUUGAAAAUGAUCUUCAAUCAGACAUCAGUUGAGCACUGCAAGAUGCACACAGAGAAGCAGAAAGAAUGCAACUUCUUCUUAAUAGCUGUUCGCCUGGCGUCACUGAACCAGAUCUUGGAUCCCUGGGUUUAUCUGCUGCUAAGAAAGAUCCUUCUUCGAAAGUUUUGCCAGAUUCUCAAGAGAGGAAGUCUCUGCCUCGUUCAUUGUUCCUUGACUGGCAGGUCAGAUCAGUGGCUAGCCUACGGCUCGGGUUUGCAUACCUUGUCCAAUCAGGUAGCCUGGUGUGUGCAGAAGCCUUGUCCAAGGAUCCAGCAAGGGUUGUGUGCAGAGGAAUCUCCCUUACAAGAGUCUACAGAUCAGGCACCACACAAACAACUAUGCAUCCAGCUCCACCUCCCUCCCCCACCAGGGCUCCUCAACCUUGAUGUCCAGGGACCACUUGGAAAGGAGGAAUUUUUGGGAAAUUAAAAACCUACCUUGCUCCAAGAUCACAUCACUGGAAGUUCCUCAACUUUCUUUCUGUUAAAGAAAGAAAACAUCACAGAAACAUCCCACCUCCCAACCUGCUCCCUUUCACUUUCUCCCCCAUGUUCCCCUAAGGUAAUCCCUAUCCAGAAGUUGGUAUCUCCUGUUUCCAGGCGUGCUUUUGUAUUUUUACUACAUGUAUAUGCAUCCAUUAAAUCUGUAUCCUAUUGUUUUGAGAGUGGAGAAUAUUUACAUAUAUGUUUUCCUGUUACAUGUGUGAUUUUCUACUUGGUUUUCUUUACUCAAAAUUGUAUUUCUUGAGAAUUAUCCAUAUUGAAACAUGAAGCUGUACAUCAUUAAUUUUAACGGCUGUAAAGUAUUCCAUGGUUUGAAGAAAACAUAAUUUGUCAGUCCCCUGCCAAAGGAAAAUUAUUUCAUUUUGUCAUGACAAGCAUCACUGCAAAAAAAAAAAAAUCACUUGUGUACAUGUUUGCUUGUGCACACAUUUAUGAGGUUCUCUAAGAUAAAUACGUAGGAGUCGAAGUACUAGAUCAAAGGGCUUGUGCAUCUUGUUACGCCCGCACGAAUGAGAGUUUCCCCCGUGUGUAGUUACAGGAAUGUUUGUGAUGUUUUAAUUUUUUACAACCCUAUAGGUGUGAAAUGAUAUUUCAUUGUUUAUUUUACAUUUUCCUGGUUGAAAUGUGAAGUUGAGAAUCUUUCCAAGUCUUAUUGAUGAUUUGGUUUUCUUCUGUGUCUGGCUUGUUUAUAAAAUUGACAAUUUCUCCUGGGUUCUAUGUCAAUUUCUUAAUGAUUUGCAAAGGUUUUAAAAAUAUGUUCUGAAUAAUAAUGCUCUGUUUUUGGUGCCUAUUGAAUACAAUAAGUUCUCAUAAACUCUCUGUGAAUCCCCUCUUCUCAUUCUUUCUCCUUCUGCCUCUGCCCCUUCCUCUACCUCUCCCUUUCUCUAUCUCAAUAACCCUUUCUCUCCCUACAGCUCAGACUUUGUCCAUGGAAACAUCUUGGGAAACAAGCAGCAUACUGACCUUUUCACUUUCCCGAAUCUUGGUCUCUAACUACCCCUCAUCCCCAUGACCAACACUCAAAUUUCUUGAUGGAACAUCUUUUCUUUCAAAGUAUUGACACUCAUUGCAAAUAUAUUUUAAGAGCAGAAGUGUUCUGCUUUUGUGGGCUACCGGUUUGUCAGAUACAAUCACAUUCCGUAUAUGAGUUUCAGUUCAACUGAUGUUUUCCUUUUCCCAGCACGUCUGUUACCUCUUUCUGGACCUUCCCUAUUCCAUGUCUUUGUCAGGAUUUUGCAAGUCUGGUGAGGGCAGUGAACAAAAUUUAUGGGUGCAAUGGGUGCUGAUAUGGAUGAUAGGAAAAAGAAAUUCUAAUUAUUUUAUCAACAUAGACUAUGCACUGAGAUAAGAAUUUGAAGUUACUGCAAAAUGAAACCGUUGAGAUGAAGAUGUUAAUAUAUUGAGAUUAGUAGAUGUCAUAAUGAGUUUAGAAAAAAAGAAAAGUUUCUAGGACAUACCAGAUCAUAUUGCCGCACUGCCUCCGUACACAAAAUUGGUGUUAAUGCAUAAAUUUCUCUGGAAGAUUCUAUAAGUUUGUGAGUUGGAAGCAAUGCUGUUUUAAAUAUUGACACCUAGUUAUUGCAACUUCUUAAAUUAAAAUGUAUAAGCUAGAGGUUUUCUUUUGCUUUUCUAUCUUCCUCUUUUUUCUAAGUAUAGACGAGAAAUAAAGGCAGAUGUAAAUGCUUAGAGUUAUUUAUUUGGAUUCCAAUUUAAACUUUCCAUUACUUUUUAUUUUGUUUUUAAACAUAGGCAUCUGUUCGGUUUCAUGAGCAAAGCCCCCAAUUUUGUUCUCUUCUUACUGAAGUUCUUGAAAUAGAAGUAAUGUUUUAAUGUUUGAUAAUAAUAGACCAAAGAGGAUGACAACAUCCAAGUAUAAGUAUGUAUUUCACAAUCUAGAAUAAUUUUUUUUACAGGAAAAUGCAUUAGACAAAGAAUAGUGUGUGUAGGGGUGUGGUAAUUACAAUAAUAAACGUGGAAGAAAUAACUGGCCAGGGAUAACAUAGCCAGUCCAAGUUUGUAUCCAAUAUACUUUUUUUUUAUCUAAAGCAGAAUUAUAAUCUAAAAAUAAUAUUUACAUUCUGAAUGAUGAGUCAGACAGACAGAAACGUAGUAGCAUGUAGUGUUUAAGAUUGUUCAAAAAUAUGAGUGAUUUUAUUUGAAAAAUGACUGACUUUCUUCAGAGUUCCAGGGCUCUCGGUUAUUUUAAUAAAGCAAAUUAUCUUGGAGGAAGGUUCAUAAACUCUACCUUCAUUAGCUUACCCUUGUACGGCAGGGGCGUUUGCUUGGGAAAUCAUUAGACUCUUUUUGGGCUCAGAAAUAGGUGCCCUUAAACUAGUGUUUCGUGCAGUGCACAAUGCAAAAGGCUGAUAAUUUUACUUGAAAAAAAAUCAUUAUACUUUCCAUUCUGUUCAGUCUAUAUCACACUCAGAAGAAAUUAAUUAUCUUGGUGGUUUGGUGCUUCAGUUGUCCAAAGUCUUUGUUUGUGUUAAUGAUAAAUGUAAUACUAUAUUAACUUUAGGUUGUACUUCUUGCUACAAAUUCUCACUGUUUGGUUUACUAAAUAAGUGAAAACAUUUUCACAAGUGGCCAAUAUAAGAAGGGACAGGUAAGCUUCUUGCUUCAUAACCUUUUCCAAAAGCUUUAUUUCCAUGUAAAUUUAAUCUAUUCUUACUUGCUAUUAAUUUAGCAGCUACAAGUUUCAUCUCAUUUAUUUAACUAGCUAGUUGAUAAAUCUUUGUAUUAAGUCUUGGUAUAUGUUAGGCAAUGAUUUACUUGUGACUCAAGUUCUGAAUUCUUUUUUCCUAAAAUUAGCAAAAUUUAGAGCUUCUGUUUUUAUCCUCAAAUAUUCCAAUAAUUUCUCUCUUAAACAAACAAACAAACCUGGAUUAAAGAGAUGAUUGAAAUUCAUAACAAAUAUCAUUUUUGUCUCUCACAUUACCAUACUACUUAGAACCAGGACAGGUGUUAGUUUUUAUAUUUGUGGUGCUUCACACAUAUCACUUAUCCUUGUGAAUAUCCUUUAGACUCUCAAUGAAAAAGCAUCACGCCUCCCCCAAGGUCCUUGAAGAAAUAUGAUCUGUGACGGUGCAGGCGACUCUAGGACACAAAACAGAGCAUAGGCAAGAGGCUGCAGAUUGGGGAGAGCCCAGGUUCCGGAAGGUCCUGGGAUCUAGAAGAUGCUGAGAAGAAAAUAAGGUGAUCUCUAUUCUCUCCUAGCCCAGCCAAGACCUCUCAAGAGGUCAGCAAAAAGAAAAGAAAUUGAAAUCAGUAAAAUUUAUCUAGUUCCUCUUAUGUGCUGGUGUUAGCAUGCAUAUUUCCCGGUUUCAGUGCUCACCAGCCGUGUAACCUGGGACAAGGACAUAACCUCCCUGGGCUGCAGUUUUCUUAUCUAUAUAAAAUAAAGACAAUAAUAACAUGUUUUUCAGUGGCCGGUCCUGUGGCGGAGUGAUUAAGUUCACACGCUCCACUUUGGCGUCCCAGGGUUUCG